AUGGCUGAGUAUACUUUCGACUAUUUUACUGUGAAGUUUCCCACAGACCUUCAAUAUGUGGCCCAUGUGGAGAUUAACCGGCCAGAUCGGCUGAACGCCUUUGUCGAAGCGAUGUGGUUGAAUUUGGCCCAAAUCUUCAACAAACUCUCCUCUGAUCCCUCGGUCCGGGUAAUCGUUCUCAGCGGUGCGGGAGAGAAGGCAUUUACCGCCGGGCUGGACGUGAAGGCAGCUUCUGAGGGCCUAUUGUCCUCGGAGACGCAGAAUGACGCUGCCCGUAAGGCCGCACUCCUUCGACGCCACAUUGCGGAGUUCCAGGACUGCAUUACUGCGGUUGAGCGGUGCGAAAAGCCAGUAAUAGUUGCCCUCCAUGGCUUCUCUUUGGGCCUCGCUAUCGACCUGGCCACCGCCACAGAUGUGCGAGUCUGUGCCAAGGACACUCGAUUUGCGGUCAAGGAGGUAGACAUUGGGCUUGCAGCGGACAUAGGUACGCUCAGCCGACUUCCCAAGGUCGUUGGCAACUACGGAUGGGUCAAGGAAGUCGCUCUGACUGCGCGCGAGUUCGGCGCCGAGGAGGCCCUGCGUGUUGGGUUUGUGAAUGCCGUGUACGAAAACCGGCAGGCCACCCUCGCGGCCGCUUUCAAAAUGGCCUCUCUGAUGGCCAAGAAAAGUCCCGUCGCGGUACAAGGCACCAAGGAGAUCUUGAACUACUCGCGCGACCACUCCGUUCAAGACGGACUGCGCUAUACCAGCGUUUGGAAUAGUGCUGCUUUGCAGACACAGGAUGUAUCGGCAGCCCUAUUAUCGGGGCUGCAGAAGCGAAUUCCCACAUUCGAGAAGCUUUGA
Messenger RNA from Penicillium nucicola, 843 nucleotides. RefSeq names its product enoyl-CoA hydratase/isomerase family protein. Gene Ontology annotation, molecular function: delta(3,5)-delta(2,4)-dienoyl-CoA isomerase activity. The record is from RefSeq and is a predicted model, not a curated record. The transcript has 2 exons. Gene Ontology annotation, cellular component: mitochondrion. NCBI's taxonomy places the organism in Eukaryota, Fungi, Ascomycota, Eurotiomycetes, Eurotiales, Aspergillaceae. The coding region runs from base 1 to 843 and encodes 280 amino acids.